AUGCCCAGCAGAGGCGGUCCAACAACUGCCUCCCAGGGUCCUACUUCCGGUGGAUUUAAUCGAGGUGAUGAUACGGAAACCAAGUGGGCCACUGGACCUACCCGUGGUGGCAUGGACAGAGGUCGCGGUGGACGCCCGAAUUACCGUGGGGGUAAGCCCCCGGGGUCUUCUUACGCCGACUCUUACGGAAAUUAUGGAAGACCUGAUACUUACAGUGCAGGCUAUACUACACACGGCGACAGCGAGUCUACAGACUUAAGACAGCCUCCUGCUGGAGGACCCCCAACUGGCAGUGGUCGUCAGGGUGGCUCGAGAUUCAGUACUGCUCCAACUAAAGGCCCGGAAUCUUACCCAAGCUACGAAACGUACGGAGCAAAACCUGAAGAUCCCUACGGUGAGACUCAGCAGCAAUCUGGCAACCGCCCCUACAAUGCCCAGUCAGGCGCAGCCGCCAAACCUGGUCCCCAAGCGGCUGCGGGAACCCAACAGCUUCGUCAACAGACUGGUUCAUAUGCUGGUAGUGCUCCUGGGCUCCCAAGAGGUGGCCGCCCUUCGCGUUUCAGCUCACAAACAGACGAUGCAGUGAUUAGUGGAACC
Messenger RNA from Dibothriocephalus latus, 597 nucleotides. NCBI's taxonomy places the organism in Eukaryota, Metazoa, Platyhelminthes, Cestoda, Diphyllobothriidea, Diphyllobothriidae. The record is from the annotation of a GenBank genome assembly.